GGGUGCAACACUGGUUCUCACUCAUAUUCCUUGCAUUUGUCUUAUUUUUUACAAAAAAAGACUUAAAACCACUAGUACCUUUGCUGCGUGGGAAAAUAGCGGGCCUCGGGUGGGCCUGCAACGUUUUCGGAGGCCGAAACGAAACGACAGUUGCUGAUCAGAUUUAUCAAUGGCAGCCGUCUAUGGGCCCAACCUCCAAAUUUUUAGGAGUUUGGGAAAACUGCUACUUUUCCCUAUUUUCCCAACGCUGGCGGAGGCACUAGUGGUUUAAGGUUAUUCGCUCGUAUCAUGGACAUCUGAGUGGCGUGUACUGCCUUGCACUGCACCCCGAGCUGGAUAUCCUGAUGACUGGUGGACGCGACUCCGUUUGUAGGGUUUGGGACAUCAGAACAAAGGCUCAGAUUUAUCCAUUGACGGGCCAUGAUAGUACAGUAUGCUCUGUCAUCACACAAGCUGCGGACCCUCAAGUCAUCACCGGUUCACAUGAUUCUACAGUGAAGCUUUGGGAUCUUGCAGCUGGCAAAUGCAUGGCGACGCUGACACACCACAAGAAGUCUGUGCGGGCACUAGUCAUGCAUCCAUUUGAGCACUCUUUCGCGUCUUCAUCUGCAGAUAACAUCAAGAAAUUCAAACUGUCCAAGGAUUUCAAGCCACCGAUGGGAGAAUUCCUCCACAACAUGCUGUCACAGCAGCGAACAAUUGUGAACACAAUGGCGAUCAAUGAGGAUAAUGUUCUUGUUUCGGGAGGUGAUAAUGGGAGUCUGUGGUUCUGGGACUGGAAAAGCGGAUACAACUUCCAGCAAGUGCAAACUGUUGUGCAACCAGGAUCUCUCGAAAGCGAAGCUGGGAUUUUCGCAAUGGCAUUCGAUCAAACUGGGAGCCGACUAGUUACGUGUGAAGCAGACAAAACCAUUAAAUUCUGGAAAGAGGACAGCAGAGCAACGCCAGAGACACAUCCGAUUAAUUUCAAGCCCCCUCGAGAGAUGCGGAGGUUUUAGGUGAAGUCCUGCCUUGGAAACAGGAGAAGAGGAUAUACCAGAGCGAGGAGAUCCCCAAUAAAAGAGGAGAUUGAAUAACCAACUGGAUUGAUCGAGUCAACGGUGGAUGACAAACAGACACAGCAGCUGCCCUGUCCAUCUCAGAGAGCUAUUCCGAGGUGGACGGAGAAAACAAGGCAGUCAAGGUCCCGGGCGGAAAAAACAAGGCGGUCAAGGAUCCGGGUGGAGAAAACAAGGCAGUCAAGGUCCCCUACAGACGGCAGGAAAUCACGGGGGGGGGGGGACCACAAGGAAAGCAGUUUCCAAUCUGCAGUGUGUAUCCUUCAGUUUUUUUAUUUGUCAUUCGUAUGGUGAGAAAAGUGCAUCAAUGUAAACCACUGGCGAGUUGAGACGCCAUCAGUCACCAGGCCGCUAAUUGCUCUGAAGAGUCUGACACUCUGAACAUUGCUGGUUGGUGUUUCCUGGCGAGUAUGAAUGGCUCUCGUCUUCUGAAAUAUGUGUCCAUUACCGCU
Chara braunii is the source of this 1510-nucleotide messenger RNA. The record is from the annotation of a GenBank genome assembly. Lineage: Eukaryota; Viridiplantae; Streptophyta; Charophyceae; Charales; Characeae.